AUGGAAAACGCUAAUUUUAGUGAUAAAGUUGAAGUUUACUUUUCGGAACUUGGGCGAUGGCAAGUUUCAUUUUUAAUGAAAGUUUGGCGGAGUAUAAUAUUGGGUCAGUUAUUGUCGUUAUUAUUAAGCGGCAAAUGUAUACUAACAACUCUGCUUCAAAGUGCUACAUGGCAAUUUCCUACCACUGCUCAACUUGUUAUUCCAUACAUAUUAUUAUUCAUUUUAUUUACACCUUCUUUACUUUGCACUGACAUGAAGAAAUUGACUAAAAUAUGGUGGGUGCUUAUAAUAGCAUGUACUCUAGAUGUCGAAGCAAAUUGGCUUCUAGUAAUGUCGCAAAGGUUUACUUCAGUGUUAAGCUGA
Parnassius mnemosyne (clouded apollo) is the source of this 363-nucleotide messenger RNA. Lineage: Eukaryota; Metazoa; Arthropoda; Insecta; Lepidoptera; Papilionidae. The record is from the annotation of a GenBank genome assembly.